This is a messenger RNA of Aspergillus bombycis, 282 nucleotides long. Its product is annotated as cytochrome b-c1 complex subunit 10. Gene Ontology annotation, biological process: mitochondrial electron transport, ubiquinol to cytochrome c. The transcript is spliced from 5 exons. Lineage: Eukaryota; Fungi; Ascomycota; Eurotiomycetes; Eurotiales; Aspergillaceae. The record is from RefSeq and is a predicted model, not a curated record. Bases 1 to 282 code for a protein of 93 amino acids.
AUGUUCUCUCAGACCCUUCGUCGUGCUGCGGCCCAGACUGCUGGUGCCUACCGCUCUCCUUUCGCCCCUAAGUACACUACUCCUCUCAACUUCCAAGGCGUGACCGUUGGCGCUGCUACCAAGUAUGCCCAGAUUGCCGCCACUUUCGGUGCCAGCGCCGGUGUCUUCGCUCUCUUCUUCUUCGGUGAAGUUCCCCGUGUCCGCAACGACAUCCUGCGUCAGCUUCCCUUCUUCGACGAGUACUUCGACCGCUCCAUUGCCCCCGAGGACAACCCCUUCUAA